GUGGGAAGGAAAGGAUAAGAAUGAAGUGGGCCGAUGCAAAGAAACAGGCAAGAUUCAUGUGACAGUUAAUCAUAAAUACUACAGGCCUACGGAAGUAGAUUUUCUACAAGGCGAUUCUACGAAAGCGAAGCAGAAACUCAACUGGAAACCUAGUGUCACUUUUGAUGAGCUGGUGAAUGAGAUGGUGAAAGCAGAUGUGGAACUCAUGAGGAAUAACCCAAAUGCAUGAAUCUGCCCCUCUUUCUCUACUUGCUCCAUCAUUUUUAACCGAAGCUCCGGGGAUGAAGCCUAAUGAUGAAUCAUCCAGAAGACAUUGUUGGUGGGGCUGGAGAUGCUAAGCUUCAAUGGUGUUAGAUGAUUUGUGACUGGCAUUUUCUUUCCUUCUGCUUUCCGCCAUGGAUCCCUUCUUUUCUCUUCUUAUUUUUCCAAAUUAGAAUCUUGCAUCCUACUUUUACAUUCCUUUCUGAAGGGGAGUUUGAAGCAGAGAGGAUCGUUUCCAGUGCAUAAUCAAAACUGAGCUUGUUCAUUUCAGAACAUUUUCUUUUGAUAUUAAAAAAUAUAUAUAUUUCCAUA
Messenger RNA from Thamnophis sirtalis, 573 nucleotides. Lineage: Eukaryota; Metazoa; Chordata; Lepidosauria; Squamata; Natricidae. The record is from RefSeq and is a predicted model, not a curated record.